Messenger RNA from Ananas comosus (pineapple), 675 nucleotides. RefSeq lists its product as uncharacterized. The transcript is spliced from 2 exons. Lineage: Eukaryota; Viridiplantae; Streptophyta; Magnoliopsida; Poales; Bromeliaceae. Bases 180 to 539 code for a protein of 119 amino acids. The record is from RefSeq and is a predicted model, not a curated record. Gene Ontology annotation, cellular component: cytochrome b6f complex.
AUAAAAGGAUAAAAUCCUCAACCUCAACCAACCACACUCUCCCUCACCUUAUCCAAAUACCAACUCCUCCUCUCUCCUAUACAAAACUCCCUCUUUCCCCCCUCUAUACUCUCUCAUCCUUACUCUUCAACAAGACAACACACAAAGCAGUAAACACCAGGCUCCCGCGGAAAGCAGCAAUGGCGGCGAUCCCCGCGACGGUCAUCUCCGCCUCCGUCGCGAGCCAUGCGGCGGCUAAGAGGAAGUCCGGGGCCGCGUACGUCGAGGGCAUGAAUGCUUUCGGGGGGCUCAAGGCGCAGACCGGAGUUUCGUCCCUCGGCAUGUCGAGGAGCACCGAGCAGUCGUUCGCGACGAUCGUCAGCUCCCUCAGGCAGUCGGUGCAGAAGAAGAAGAAGGGCGGCGGGGCGCUGUCGUCGACGUGCAACGCGGCGGGGGAGAUAUUCAGGAUCGCCGCCAUCAUGAACGGGCUCGUGCUCAUCGGCGUCGCCAUCGGGUUCGUCCUCCUCCGAGUGGAGGCGGCGAUCGAGGAGUCCGAGUAGAACUAGGAUUAAACAAAAGUACUUGAGAAUUGCAUCAUGUUUUGUACUUUUUGUUUAUGUUAUAUGAACUAUAAAUUGUUUUGAAUUUGUACUAUGAUUGGUUGCAUACUCUGAAACAAGCCUUUUAAGUUGAGAA